GAGCCGCCGGUGCCCUUCUGCUUGUUGAGAUCUGUGUCUCCCGCUCUUUCUUCCUCCGCCUCUCCCCUCCUGCAGUGGCAGCUGGGCAUGGUAUCCCAGCCAUUGCCUCUGAGGGAGAGCUGGGUCUCCAGUGUGGGGCCCCAGGCCUGGGCCUGGGGAGGAGAUGCUCUGGCAAAACCCAGCUCCUGUUUGUAGUUGCUUUUGGAACCUGCUGGCAAGGCCUGCAGGUAACCAUGGCAAUCAGGUAAGGAGCCAAUCAGUGCUUCUCUCCACCCCCAACCCCAGAGGUGGCUCUCUGAGGCCCCUGGGGAUUGGGAGGGGGAGCCGAGAAGCUCCUUACUCAGAGGGGACACAGAGGAGCAUUUCAUGCAGUAGGCAGCUCUUUGCCCUGCACCCAGAAAGGCCUGGGGGCUGAUUGUGGUCUGAAUCCUCACCAGUGCAGGGGAGGAGAGAGUGAGAGUGGGACCAGUGAGAUCCCUGUGUGUCCUUACAACUAGUGUCUGUUUUUCAAGCACAGAGAGUGUGAAUGAAGUGGCUAAGGCAGUGUGAAGAGCCUGCAGUUUAUGUGUGUGCGCACACACCUAUGCCUGUGUAUGGUAGAGAGAUGGGUGUUGUGUGGGCAUGUGUGUGUAUAUAAGAGAAGCGGGGCAUUGUGCAUGUUUCUGUGGGAAAGAAAUGGGGUGUGACGUAUGCAUAUAAGAGAGAUGCACAUUGUGAAUAUGUGCACACGUGUUCGGAAGAGAGAUGAGGCAUUGUGUGUGCACAUGUAUGCAUGCACACAUGUGUGUGUGAGAGCGAUGGACUAGAGUAUGUGUGUCCACGUGUGCACACGUGCAUGUAUGGGAAAGAUGUAUGGGGUGAGGUGGACCUCUAGCCGCCUGGACCCCAUAGGGGGCCUGACUAUAACAUGUUUUAUUCCUGGCUCUGCAUGCACACGCACACAUACGUGGGUACAUCUAGACACAGACAUGCACAGGGCAAGCAGUCACGUGACACACCAGGCAGCCCAAGACAGCACACGGUGGAUAUCCCACACACUCAAAGAGACAACCACUUGGAGUUUGUUCUGUCCUUCGGAUGGUUGUAAUAAUAUUUGGGAAUCUUGCCAGGGACCAUGUUGCUAUGGAAACAACCAAACAGUGGAGUAGCCGGCAGCCUUCUGCGUAAUUGUGAAGGGGAACCCACGCAAGGAGACUGGCUGAGGCCAUCUUCAUCGGGGUGAACAUUCCGGUCCCUACCCCCAACCCCGGCAUCAUGCACCGGACCACCCGGAUCAAAAUCACGGAGCUGAACCCUCACCUCAUGUGUGCCCUGUGUGGGGGGUACUUCAUUGACGCCACCACCAUCGUGGAGUGCCUGCAUUCCUUCUGCAAAACCUGUAUCGUGCGCUACCUGGAGACCAACAAGUACUGCCCCAUGUGUGACGUGCAGGUUCACAAAACACGGCCACUGCUGAGCAUCAGGUCUGACAAAACCCUCCAAGAUAUUGUGUACAAAUUGGUCCCUGGGCUUUUCAAAGAUGAGAUGAAACGGCGGCGGGACUUCUAUGCAGCAUACCCCCUGACAGAAGGUCUUUGGUGGGGCUCCUCAUCUUCUGCCAAGGCGUCUGAGCUGUGUCCUUUUGCAGUCCCCAAUGGCUCCCAUGAGGAUCGCGGGGAGGUCCUAGAGCAGGAGAAGGGGGCUCUGAGUGAUGAUGAAAUUGUCAGCCUCUCCAUCGAGUUCUAUGAAGGAGUCAGGGACCGCGAGGAGAAGAAGAGCCUGCUGGAGAAUGGAGAUGGGGACAAGGAGAAGACAGGGGUGCGCUUCCUGCGAUGUCCAGCAGCCAUGACCGUCAUGCAUCUUGCCAAGUUCCUCCGCAACAAGAUGGAUGUGCCCAGCAAGUACAAGGUGGAAGUCCUGUAUGAGGAUGAGCCCCUGAAGGAAUACUACACACUCAUGGACAUCGCUUACAUCUACCCCUGGCGGCGGAACGGUCCUCUCCCUCUCAAGUACCGCGUGCAACCCGCCUGCAAGCGGCUCACCCUGCCCACCGUGCCCACUCCCUCCGAGGGCACCAACACCAGCGGGGCUUCAGAGUGUGAGUCAGCCAGUGACAAGGCUCCCAGCCCGGCCACGCUGCCAGCCACUUCCUCCUCCCUACCCAGCCCUGCCACCCCCUCCCAUGGAUCCCCCAGCUCUCACUGCCCUCCAGCCACCCACCCUACCUCCCCCACUCCCGCGUCCGCAGCCAGUGGGGGUACCACAGCUGCCAACGGGGGCACCUCAAACUGCCUGCAGACGGCAUCAUCCACCAGCAGGGGGCGCAAGAUGACUGUCAAUGGAGCUCCGGUGGCCCCCUUAACUUGAGGAAAGGGACCCUUUGUGCAGCCACCUCCUCUUCCACUUCCUCCACUUUUUCUGGGCCCUUUUUUCCACCUCUUCUACUUUCCCCAGCUCCUUCCAUCUUAGGGAUGGGAGGCGGGUUUUAUAAAUAAAUCUAUAUAUAUAUGUACAUAGGAAAAACAAAAUAUACAUACUUAUUUUCUAUGGACAAACAAUCCAGAUUAAUUUAAAUGCCACAGGAAACAAACUGUGUAUGUGUGUGUGUUGUAUGUGUGUUGGGGAGAGGUGUUCGUUUUUUAGGAGGUCCUGUGUAAUUUGCUUUGUUCUUUUUGGGGGAGCCUAGUGUGGUCUCCAGGAGCCCUGCCCUGUUCUCCCUCUGCUUUUCAAGGUAGAUGGAGUACUGGGGCUCCACAGCCCCCAAAGCUUUAGCAUAGCUGUAGUCAUCUGGGUUUAGGACCCACUCUGUUUAUCUGCCCAUCUUGGCUGCUGUCCUGCUCAGUCCCUCCCUUUGUUGAAUGUACAGAGAAUCGCUAAGACAGUGCCUUUGACAAGUGCAGUUUAGCCCCUGGUUCUGAGGAGCAAGUGGCGAGGGAGAAGGCAGCUUCCUUGCCUCUUCAUGCAGUGGAAACUUUGUGCAAAGAAUAGAUAGUUCUGUGCUUUUUUUCUUUUUCUUUUCCUGUGUGGCCUUCGCUCAUUUAUCUUGUAGAAGAGAAGAUUCAGGCCACAGGGACCCCAGCCCCUCAAGUCCCUCUGUGGCUUUGGCAUUGUGAGUGCUUCACCCCUCCUUGCCCCAUCCUGGCCUGGGAACCCUUACUAGCAAGACUGGAGGUAAAGCCUCCUUUGGGGCCUACAGUUGGAAGGGUGGGGUUCCCCCCCCCCCAAAAGCACAGACCCCAGGUUUUCCAAAGGCCAACAGCCCUCCAGCCCUCGUCUCUUAGCUGAGCCUAGGACAGAGACAUCUAGAAGCACAAG
Molecule: messenger RNA, 3294 nt
Organism: Perognathus longimembris pacificus (Pacific pocket mouse)
Lineage: Eukaryota; Metazoa; Chordata; Mammalia; Rodentia; Heteromyidae
Gene: Pcgf2
Product: polycomb group ring finger 2
Exons: 10
Coding region: 1255-2346 (363 amino acids)
Biological process (GO): negative regulation of transcription by RNA polymerase II
Cellular component (GO): PRC1 complex
Molecular function (GO): promoter-specific chromatin binding
Source: RefSeq, a predicted model, not a curated record